Messenger RNA from Hydatigera taeniaeformis, 1428 nucleotides. NCBI's taxonomy places the organism in Eukaryota, Metazoa, Platyhelminthes, Cestoda, Cyclophyllidea, Taeniidae. The record is from the annotation of a GenBank genome assembly.
AUGACAAAAAGAAAAAGCAAUGAUAAUGCAGCCGUGGGCGUUGCACGACCCUCCACCUUUGAGGUCACCACGGCUGAUCUUCAGCGUCUCAUGGAGGCAAGGGGCGCUGCCAGUGUUAAACUACUCAAUGAACGCUAUGGUGGAAUACAGGGUCUCUGCAGGAAACUCAAGACCUCUACACACGAUGGUAAAUCGUCACGUGUUAAUCUGUUUUCAAGUACCCCUAAGCUUUCAAUUUUUGGAGACAAUAACAGAUUAAACUUGUGCUUUUUAAAAUUAUUUUUAGGCUUGUCUGGCUCUGACUUUCAAGAGAGGCGAGAGGUCUUUGGCACCAAUGUCAUACCACCGAAACCGCCCAAACACUUCUGUACAUUGGUGUGGGAGGCCAUGCAAGAUGUGACCCUCAUCAUUCUUAUUGUCGCCGCUUUUGUCUCCCUUGGUCUCUCGCUCUACACUAAAUAUGUUGAUGCUGCCAGUCAGGAUGAGACAGAAGGCGAGGCUGGAUGGAUAGAGGGAGUUGCUAUUCUCGUUGCCGUGGUGGUUGUUGUUCUUGUGGUGGCCUUCAAUGAUUGGUCCAAGGAGCGUCAAUUUCGAGGGCUGCAGAACAAAAUUGAAUCGGAUCACAAAUUUGCUGUCAUUCGACAAGGUCAAUUGGUUCAACUCCCCAUUUCUGACAUACUUGUUGGUGAUAGCCUUUAUCGUUCUUGUCUUGAAAGUGAUCACACCCACGGGUUGUUUAUGAGAGAAAAGCAAGCCUUACUUCCAAGUGUUUGUACUCGAUCGCGUCAUUUGUUUAACCUCUUUCUCUACCUCCCUUCCUUUGUUUGCUACCCUUUAGGCACAAACGUGGUGGAAGGAUCGGGUCGUAUUGUCAUAACUGCCGUCGGUGUGAAUUCACAAGCUGGUAUCAUUUUUGCUCUCCUUGGUGCUGCUGAUGAUGAGGGUGAAAAAAAGAAGGGUAAAGAUAAAAAAGGUGAUUCUACACGCGACUCUAAGAAGUCCGACAAGAAGAAGGAUUUGGAGAAGGCGCCUGAGACUGUAGCACUGAAGACAGCUGAUGCUCAAGCACCGGAAGAGAAGAAGAAGAAAAAGAAGUCAAAAUCGCGAAAAGAGAAAUCUGUUCUUCAAACUAAGCUCACUAAACUCGCCAUUCAAAUUGGUUAUGUGGGUACUGCUGUUGCCGUGCUUACCGUCAUAAUUUUGGUGCUCAAAUUUACAAUCGUGACGUUUGUAUUCGACAAGGAACCGUGGAAUACGGGCAAGCAUUUAAAACGUUUGGUGGGUUUCAUAAUCACCGGUGUCACCGUCUUGGUGGUCGCUGUACCCGAGGGUUUGCCUUUGGCUGUCACCCUCUCUCUCGCCUACUCCGUUCGGAAGAUGAUGGAUUCACUCUAUGUGUGUGUAUGUGUGUAUUUCCGUUUUACAUGA